GCAAAAUAAACGCAACUUAAACAUCCAUCUGUUGCCGGUGGGGUGCUAGCAAUGUUCUUGUGGUGUGAAAAAUCUUUGCCAACCCGUCGACGUACACGGUCAGUCUGACAAUCUCUACCCCGCCGCAACACCGCGAUCUUCUUCUUCUCUCUUUAACGACAAUAAUGUCCAAGACACUUAAUGUGGGUCUUUUCGGCUGUGGCACUGUGGGUGCGGGAGUGUUCGACCUGCUGCACAGCCCCGUGCGUCGCCAGAAGUUCGCGGCCAUGGGCGUGAACGCUUUGGUCUCUAAGAUCUGCGUGCAGAAUCUGAGCAAGGACCGCGGAUUGAAGCACUUCUCGGCGUCGGAGACCAAGUUCACGAGCAAAUACAGCGACAUCCUCGAGGACAAGAGCAUCAACUGCAUCGUGGAGCUCAUGGGCGGCGUGGAUGACGCCAAGGACGUGGUCUUCAGUGCCAUCAAGGCCGGCAAACACGUCAUCACGGCCAACAAGGCGCUUGUUGCCAACUUCAUGCCCGAGAUCGUGCAGCUGCUGCAGGACCACCCGGACGUUCGCUUCGGCUACGAGGCCGCAGUGGCCGGUGGUAUCCCCAUCAUCCACACACUGCAGAACGCCUACAACUCCGACACCAUCACAGAGAUUGCCGGCAUCAUGAACGGCACCACCAACUAUAUGCUGUCCAAGAUGGAGGCAGAGGGCGUCGCCUACGACGCUGUGCUUAAGGAGGCGCAGGAUCUGGGCUAUGCUGAGGCCAACCCUAGCGCCGACGUGGACGGAUUCGACGUCCAAUCGAAGAUUGCCAUCUUGGCCAAGCUGGGCUUUGGAGGAAUUGUUAAGCCUUCGGACAUCCCGACGGUGGGCAUCUCCCGUGUCUCCUCGGCCGACUUUGAGUACGCCAAGAUGAUGGACAGCACCAUUAAGUUGCUGGGUGUGGCCAAGCAACUUAAGCCCGCCGACGAGAAGACCGGCAAGCCUCAGGAAGUGACGGUGUAUGUGUCGCCGGUUGUGGUCAAGCGUAGCAACGUCAUCGCCAGCAUCAGCGGCGCCACCAACCUCGUCAAUGUGCGCUCGGACAACCUGGACAGCAGCGCGUACGUCGGCCCGGGCGCUGGUCGCUUCCCCACGGCCAACUCGGUGAUGAACGACAUCAUCCAGUUGGCACGCGGCGACGCCCCGCUCGACCCGUUCAAGGCCUCGGUGCCGCUCACGCUGCAGCCCGACUACGAGGCGCACUUCUACGUGCGUCUCACUAUCACCGACGGUCUGGGUGUCAUCCGCUACGUCGGCCAGCUCGCCGAGGAGAGCGGCGUGUCCAUCUACUCGAUCUUGCAGGCGCCGAUCGUCGACCGUGCGAACGUGCAGUUCGUCGUCACUACCGAGACUGCGCUGCUGUCCAAGGUGCGCUCGAUGUGCCAGAAACUCGCCGCACUGCCCUUCGUGCAGGAGGAACCGCUGUACUUGCCGAUCAUGUAAGUGCGACCGUAAGUAGUGAGCACUAAGCGCUAAUUCAUUCAAUACAUGCGUCCCGGAUCGGCUUCUUCAAUAGCUCAAAACUCACGGAAAUAUAUUGACGCAAUUGUUACGGAGCGUUGUCUACGAUUCGUAGCGCAUGUUGUCCGGUCCGGUGAAGGAGAAGGCGGGUCUUCCCCUCCAGAUCAUCGUGUCGGUGUGUUCACGGUUGGUACCUCGGUAACGUGCACAGAUCAACGAUAAGGAGUUGAUGUAGUGGUUUCGUUCAGCCGGAUUACCUGCGUCCUCGGUUUUACUACCACGCCCGCCUGCACACCACUCGUCGUCGGGGAUAUCGGACUUGUAGCUGGCCGAACAGCCUCGUCCGUACGAGUCGGUGCUGAAGCGUUCCAUGCUGCAAAAGCCGC
Messenger RNA from Phytophthora nicotianae INRA-310, 1879 nucleotides. RefSeq lists its product as hypothetical. Gene Ontology annotation, molecular function: homoserine dehydrogenase activity; NADP binding. Bases 165 to 1475 code for a protein of 436 amino acids. The transcript has a single exon. The record is from RefSeq and is a predicted model, not a curated record. Gene Ontology annotation, biological process: L-threonine biosynthetic process. Lineage: Eukaryota; Oomycota; Peronosporomycetes; Peronosporales; Peronosporaceae.